AUGUUAAAUAAAGUUUUACUUUCAACAGAUGUAGCUUUAGUUUGUAUUCAACAUGCACUUUCUACUGAAAAAGAAGAAAUUAUGGGUUUGCUUUUAGGAGAGGUACACAAUAAUGGCAGUUUAGUGUCAAUAGUUUCUUCUGUCAUAUUACGGCGACUAGAUAAAAAACCCGACAGGGUUGAAAUAUCUGAAGAACAACUUGUACAAGCUACCUUAAGAGCAGAAGAGUUAGCUACAGAAGUUGGUAGACCGCUAAGAGUCGUAGGGUGGUACCAUUCUCAUCCCCAUAUUACUGUUUGGCCAUCACACGUUGAUUUAGCAACACAAUCCAUGUACCAAAGAAUGGAUCCAAGUUUUGUAGGCAUCAUAUUUGCAGUCUUUCUUUCUGAUCAAACAGCAAAGGCACCCUCGGUCCAAAUAACUUGUUUUCAAUCAGUAACAGAAGGUUCAAGUCAGGCUAGACGAGAAAUUGAACUAGAAAUAACAAAUUGCAAUGAUUCUUUGACAAAGAAUAAUUUUGAGAUAUUAACACAAUUACCCACAAUUUUAAAAGAAGAAGAAGAUGAAGCAUUUAAAUUGGAGGCAGGAGAGAGAGAGACAGAUGAUAUAAUAAUUAACCAGCAUAACACAGCUGUUAGAACAAUAGCCAUUGGUCAUGUUGUUGAAAAGGUUUCAAGACCAAUGCUUGAGGCACUUUGUACCAGAAACGCAUUAAAUAGUGUGCGCCUAAGAGCUCUAAAAAAGCAACAUCAAGACUUGAUGUCUAGAUUAGACAAUAUGCCAUGUAAUGUUUAA
Molecule: messenger RNA, 795 nt
Organism: Leptosia nina
Lineage: Eukaryota; Metazoa; Arthropoda; Insecta; Lepidoptera; Pieridae
Source: the annotation of a GenBank genome assembly